CUCAGCCGUGUGGGGGUCGCCUGAACUCCAAGGAUGCCGGGUACAUCACCUCCCCAGGGUACCCCAAUGACUACCCCCCCCACCAGAACUGUGUGUGGGUCAUCUACGCCCCUGAAUCUAACCAGAAGAUUAUCCUCAACUUCAACCCUCACUUUGAAAUUGAAAAGCAUGACUGCAAGUAUGACUACAUUGAGAUCCGAGACGGGGACAGUGAAGCAGCAGACCUGCUGGGCAAGCACUGUGGGAACAUAGCACCUCCUACCAUCAUCUCUUCUGGCCCCUCUCUCUAUAUCAAGUUCACCUCGGACUACGCACGGCAAGGCGCCGGCUUCUCACUGCGCUACGAGAUCUACAAGACAGGCUCUGAGGACUGUUCCAGAAACUUCACAGCCUCCAAUGGCACUAUUGAGUCUCCAGGUUUCCCUGACAAGUAUCCACACAACCUGGACUGUGUCUUCACCAUCAUAGCCAAGCCAAAGACAGAAAUCCUCCUUCACUUUCUGCUCUUCGACCUCGAGCACGACCCGCUACAGGCGGGGGAAGGAGACUGCAAGUAUGACUGGCUGGACAUCUGGGACGGCAUCCCUCAGGUUGGCCCCUUGAUAGGCAGGUACUGUGGCACGAAGAUGCCUUCGGACAUCCGCUCAACCACCGGCGUCCUCUCGCUCACCUUCCACACAGACCUGGCGGUAGCUAAAGACGGUUUCUCUGCUCAGUACUACUUGAUCCAGCGGGAAGUCCCAGAAAACUUCCAGUGCAACGUGCCGCUGGGGAUGGAGUCUGGCAGGAUCUCCAACAUGCAGAUCAGUGCCUCCUCCACCUACUCAGAUGGGCGAUGGACCCCCCAGCAGAGCCGGCUCAACAGUGACGACAACGGCUGGACCCCCAAUGUGGACAGCAACAAAGAGUACCUCCAGGUGGACCUCCACUUCCUGACUGUGCUCACAGCCAUUGCCACACAGGGUGCCAUCUCCAGGGAAACCCAGAAUGGCUACUAUGUCCGGACCUACAAGCUGGAGGUCAGCACCAAUGGGGAGGACUGGAUGAUGUACCGACAUGGGAAAAACCACAAGACAUUCCAGGCCAACGAGGAUGCCACGGAGGUGGUUCUCAACAAGAUCCACAGCCCAGUGCUCACGCGUUUUGUGCGCAUCCGUCCCCAGAGCUGGCACAACGGCAUCGCCCUGAGGCUGGAGCUCUAUGGCUGCCGCAUCACUGAUUCGCCCUGCUCCAGCUUGCUGGGAAUGCUUUCUGGCCUCAUCCCUGACUCGCAGAUCUCAGCCUCUUCCAUCAGAGGCUACGACUGGUCUCCCAGCAUGGCCCGCCUGGUGAGCAGCCGCUCAGGCUGGUUUCCCCGCAUCCCCCAAGCCCAGCCUGGGGAGGAGUGGCUGCAGGUGGACCUUGGCAUCCCAAAGAAUAUCAAAGGCGUCAUUAUCCAGGGGGCUCGCGGAGGGGACAGCGUGACCACCACUGAGUCCCGCUCUUUUGUGAAGAAGUUUAAGGUGGCCUACAGCAUGAAUGGGAAGGAUUGGGACUUCAUCCAGGACCCCAAAACAAUGCAAGCCAAGCUUUUUGAAGGCAACAUCCACUACGAUAUCCCUGAAGUCCGGAGGUUUGACCCUGUUCCUGCCCAGUAUAUCAGAGUUCAUCCGGAGAGGUGGUCCCCAGCGGGAAUAGGAAUGCGUCUGGAGGUGCUGGGCUGCGACUGGACAGAUGUAAAGCCCACGGCAGAGACGCUGGUGCCCACUUUGAAGAGCGAAGAGACCACCACCCCAUACCCAACUGACGAAGAGGCAACCGAGUGUGGUGACAGCUGUGGAGAAGAGGAGGAUUUCCAUCUCCCUGCGAACUUCAACUGCAACUUUGAUCUCCCUGAAGACCUCUGUGGUUGGUCACAUGACUUGGCAACAGGUCAUACAUGGACUUUUCAGCCUACAAGCACCUGGAUUGGCAACUCUGAACCGAGCCCUGAGACUGUGCCGG
Molecule: messenger RNA, 1983 nt
Organism: Eurypyga helias (sunbittern)
Lineage: Eukaryota; Metazoa; Chordata; Aves; Eurypygiformes; Eurypygidae
Gene: NRP2
Product: neuropilin 2
Exons: 11
Biological process (GO): angiogenesis; vascular endothelial growth factor signaling pathway; axon guidance
Cellular component (GO): membrane
Molecular function (GO): vascular endothelial growth factor receptor activity; semaphorin receptor activity
Source: RefSeq, a predicted model, not a curated record